AUGGAGGUGGAUACAAACGAGAAGCAUCAUCGCACACGCUCCAAAGGUGUUCGAGUUCCCGUGGAACCAACCAUACAAGAGCUGUUCAGCUGCCCUACUCCUGGCUGUGAUGGGAGUGGUCACGUUAGUGGUAAAUAUGCAAGACAUAGAAGUGUUUAUGGAUGUCCUUUGGCUAAGAAAAGGAAAACACAAGAUACUAAACCUCAGGAACCAGCUCCGAAAAGAAAGCCCUUUUGUACAAAAGCUGAUAACUCUUCAGUAGAUGAGUGCUAUGAGACAGAUGGAACUGAAGACAUGGAUGAAAAGGAAGAGGAAUACUCAGAUGAUAACGAUGACCAGGAGGAUGAGGAAGAUGAAGAGAUAGAUAGAGAUGAUGAAGAGGAAAUUGAAGAAGAUGAUGAAGAUGAUGAAGAGGAAGGAGAUGAAGCAGAAGAUGAGGAAGAGGAUGAAGAAGAUGACGACGAUGACGACGAGCACGGUAAUAAGUUAUUUUUCUCAACAGAAAAUGACCAUCACCCUAUGGAUUGUCACAGUGGUCGAAUAAUGCACGACACAGAAAAGGAUGAUAACAAUAAUGAUGAAUAUGAUAAUUAUGAUGAACUAGUAGCCAAGUCAUUGUUGAAUCUUGGUAAAAUUGCUGAAGAUGCAGCAUACAGAGCCAGGACAGAAUCUGAAAUGAACAGCAAUACAUCUAAUAGUAUGGAAGAUGAUAGUGACAAAAAUGAGAAUGUGGGACGUAAAACAGAGCUUAGUUUAGACUUGGACAGUGAUGUUGUUAGGGAAACAGUAGAUUCCCUUAAACUUUUGGCACAAGGACAUGGUGUUGUGCUUUCAGAUAACCUCAAUGAAAGACAUUAUGUUGACAAUUUUUCGCAGGAAGACACAAGGAAUAUGAACUAUUUAACGUUAGGGAAGCCUACAAACAAUGGACACACAGAGAAAAUGGUGGAGGAGAGUGAUGAAGAGGUUUGUUUGAGCAGCUUGGAAUGUUUGCGAAAUCAAUGCUUUGACCUGGCACGAAAACUUAGUGAAACAAACUCCCAUGAUAAAUUUCAACAACAAAAUAUGAACAUCAGAGGCUCCAGGCAAGAUGAAAAUUACUGCGAUCGGACACCUGAAAGGAAUUAUUCAGACAUGAUGAACUUGAUGAGACUUGAAGAACAAUUGAGCCCCAGAUCAAGGACUUUUUCUAGCUGUGCAAAAGAGGAUGAGUAUAAUGAAAGAGACGAUGAUACUACCUCCAUCACCUCAGACAGGUCAGAAGAAGUUUUUGACAUGACUAAAGGAAAUUUAUCACUCCUUGAAAAAGCCAUUGCACUGGAAAGUGAAAGAGCAAAGGCAAUGAGGGAGAAAAUGGCAAUGGAAGCUGGAAGGAGAGACAACAUGAGGACCUGUGAUGAUCAUAUUAUGAGACACAUAUCUGGGGAAGAAAGAAGGCCAAAGUCCACUGAUGGUCAUGUCAAAAAGCCAUGCUAUACAAAAGAUCCCUCAAGAUCAGAUAAGAAAGAGAGCAAAUGUCCGACCCCAGGCUGUGAUGGAACAGGACAUGUAACUGGUUUAUAUCCUCAUCAUCGAAGUUUAUCAGGAUGCCCACACAAAGACAGGGUACCUCCAGAAAUUCUUGCCAUGCACGAAAAUGUUCUUAAGUGCCCUACGCCAGGCUGCACUGGGAGAGGCCAUGUGAAUAGCAACAGAAACUCUCACAGAAGCCUUUCUGGUUGCCCUAUUGCUGCAGCGGAAAAAUUAGCAAAAGCUCAAGAAAAACAUCAAAGCUGUGACGCAUCCAAAUCAAACCAAGCGUCGGAUCGUGUUUUAAGGCCCAUGUGCUUUGUAAAGCAAUUAGAAAUACCACAGUACGGUUACAGGAAUAAUGUAUCAACAACAACACCUCGUUCCAACUUGGCCAAGGAAUUGGAGAAAUAUUCAAAGACAACGUUUGAGUAUAAUAAUUAUGAAAAUCAUGCCUAUGGAAAGAGGGCUAUAGCUCCUAAGGUGCAUUCUAGAGAUAUAUCUCCGAAAGGAUAUGAUGCUAAACGUUACUGUAAGAACUCAAGCCCUUCAAGCAGUACGACGAGCAGUUACGCUCCUAGCAGCAGCAGUAGCAAUAUGAGCUGUGGCGGAGGGAGCAGUGCCAGCAGUACUUGUAGCAAGAGCAGUUUUGACUAUUCGCAUGACAUGGAGGCGGCGCAUAUGGCUGCUACAGCAAUCCUCAACCUAUCUACUCGCUGCAGAGAGAUGCCACAGAACCUCUCCACUAAACCUCCAGACCUGUGCUCAAGGAAUCCUGACAUUGAAGUUGAUGAAAAUGGAACAUUGGACCUUAGCAUGAACAAACAGAGACCACGAGAUUGCUGCACCAUUCUAACUCCACUGGAACCAAUGUCACCACAACGGCAGGCAGUGAUGAAUAGCCAGUGUUACCAUAUGAAUGAAAAUGAUUGCUGGGACUUACCAGUAGACUACACUAAGUUGAAACCCAGACGGAUAGAUGAAGAUGAUUCCAAAGAAAUGAAUCCUGAAGAUCUGGAUCCAUUCCAUGACGCUCUUGACGAUCGAAGGUACUCUGCUGAAGUUACUAUUCCAAGUCCUAAACCCAAAUACCCUCAAUGUAAGGAGAGCAAAAAGGACUUAUUAACUUUGUCUGGUUGUCCAUUGGCAGACAAGAACAUGCGAAGUAUGAUGGCUACAAGCUCUCAAGAACUCAAGUGCCCAACUCCUGGUUGCGAUGGCUCCGGCCAUAUUACUGGAAAUUAUGCUUCACAUAGAAGCCUUUCAGGAUGUCCGAGAGCAAAGAAAAGUGGUAUCAAGAUAGCACAAAGUAAAGAAGAUAAAGAAGAUCAAGAACCAAUUAGGUGCCCAGUGCCAGGGUGUGAUGGACAAGGCCAUGUGACAGGGAAGUACGCAUCACAUCGAAGUGCUUCAGGAUGCCCACUUGCUGCAAAAAGGCAAAAAGAUGGCUACUUAAACGGGUCCCAGUUCUCCUGGAAAUCAGGAAAAACAGAAGGCAUGUCAUGUCCCACACCUGGAUGUGAUGGAUCCGGACACAUCAGCGGUAGCUUUCUUACACAUCGGAGUUUAUCUGGAUGUCCAAGAGCUACUUCUGCUAUGAAGAAAGCCAGAUUAUCAGGAGAAGAAAUGCUCACAAUAAAGCAGCGAGCAACUAAUGGUAUAGAAAAUGAUGAAGAAAUAAAACAAUUGGAUGAAGAGAUCAAGGAGUUAAAUGAAUCUAAUUCACAGAUGGAAUCAGAUAUGAUUAAACUGAGAACUCAGAUUACCACAAUGGAGAGUAACCUGAAGACAAUAGAAGAAGAGAACAAAGUAAUUGAACAGCAAAAUGAGUCACUCCUUCAUGAGCUGGCUAACCUAAGUCAGUCUUUAAUUCAUAGUCUAGCUAAUAUCCAGCUACCCCAUAUGGAUCCAAUCAACGAACAAAAUUUUGACGCUUACGUGACCACUUUGACGGACAUGUACACAAAUCAAGAUCGUUAUCAGAGUCCGGAAAAUAAGGCAUUACUGGAAAAUAUAAAGCAAGCUGUGCGAGGAAUACAAGUUUGA
This is a messenger RNA of Bombina bombina (fire-bellied toad), 3555 nucleotides long. It is a transcript of the gene MYT1L, whose product is annotated as myelin transcription factor 1 like. The transcript is spliced from 20 exons. The coding region runs from base 1 to 3555 and encodes 1184 amino acids. Gene Ontology annotation, biological process: regulation of transcription by RNA polymerase II. Lineage: Eukaryota; Metazoa; Chordata; Amphibia; Anura; Bombinatoridae. Gene Ontology annotation, cellular component: nucleus. Gene Ontology annotation, molecular function: zinc ion binding; DNA-binding transcription factor activity, RNA polymerase II-specific; RNA polymerase II cis-regulatory region sequence-specific DNA binding. The record is from RefSeq and is a predicted model, not a curated record.